ACCUGCCGUUGUGAAUCAGCUGCAUCCACACCCAUAUAUCUACCUAAUUCAUAUGAUAAAGCCAAUAACGCAAGUGUUCCUCGAGUUUUUAGGAUUACAUACUGCAAAAGCUGCAAACCCUAUUUUUAUCGAGCCUGUGGGCUUGAUUUGUUCCCAUGGGUGCAAGAAAUAUGUGAUGUGAUAAACGAUGUUAACGGAGAAUGCCUGCGUGGAAUGCAGAGCAAUUGCUCAUUCAUGGAGCUAGAACCAGAAGCUAACAACGACGCGCAAUUAACACUGGAGGAAUUCAAAGAAGGAGCGAAGGCAGAUCCAUCAAUCGUCCAUGCAUUGUCCCUCUAUUUUUUGCAAGCACUAUUUGUUCGGCUAGGAAACAAUGAUUCUGUCCACGAUGAAAACCUAUUGGAACAUAUAUUUCGUUCAUUCCAUUUAUCACAGAAAAUUAUUACUCUGAGGUCGGUCGAAAUGACUACAAAUUUAUUCAAAGGCACUAAGCGUUACGUGGUUAUUAUAUUUAUGUUGGUAAAUUGCUGAAC
This is a messenger RNA of Cylicostephanus goldi, 533 nucleotides long. NCBI's taxonomy places the organism in Eukaryota, Metazoa, Nematoda, Chromadorea, Rhabditida, Strongylidae. The record is from the annotation of a GenBank genome assembly.